GUUUUUGUUUUCUGUUUUCUGACUGCAGAAAGAGGAAAAAAAAAAAAGAAGUCCUGCUGUAACCUUAGCUAACGCUGAUCGCAUGUUUGAUCGAAACCUGUAGGGCAACCGAACCGACCUCACAUGGACCCAAACCGGAUCAUCCAGGCUCUGAAGGGGACCAUCGACCCCAAUCUGAGGAUAGCGGCGGAGAAUGAGCUCAAUCAGUCCUACAAGAUCAUCAACUUUGCUCCCACCCUGCUUCAGAUCAUUGUGUCGGAGCAGGUGGAGUUUCCUGUCCGCCAAGCAGCCGCCAUCUACCUGAAGAACAUGGUGAGUCAGUACUGGCAGGACAGGGAGCCGUCUGCGGGGGAGGUGGUUUUCCCCUUCAACAUUCACGAAAAUGACCGGCAGCAGAUCCGUGACCACAUCGUGGAGGGCAUCAUCCGUUGUCCAGAGUCCAUACGCGCCCAGCUGACCAUGUGCCUGAGAGCCAUCAUCAAGCACGACUUCCCAGGCCGCUGGACCGCCAUCGUGGACAAGAUCAGCAUGUACCUGCAGUCUCAGAACAGCGGCAGCUGGUACGGCAGCCUGCUGUCUCUCUACCAGCUCGUCAAAACAUACGAAUACAGGAAGGCGGAUGAGAGGGAGCCGCUGCUGGCGGCCAUGCAGAUCUUCCUCCCCAGGAUCCAGCAGCUCAUCAGCCAGCUGCUGGGCGAUGCCACCAUCUUCUCUGUCCUCAUCCAGAAGCAGGUCCUGAAGAUCUUCCACGCUCUCGUCCAGUACUCGCUGCCCCUGCGGCUGAUCAACAACGAGGCGAUGACGCAGUGGAUGGAAAUCCUGCGAGCCAUCAUGGACCGAGACGUUCCACAUGAGACUUUGGAGGUCGAUGAGGACGACCGGCCGGAGCUGGCGUGGUGGAAGUGUAAGAAGUGGGCGCUGCGCAUCAUCACCAGACUGUUUGAGAGGUACGGAAGCCCGGGAAAUGUGACCAAGGAGUACCAGGAGUUUGCAGACUUUUUCCUGAAGACGUAUGCAGUGGGCAUACAACAGGUCCUGCUGAAAGUGGUCGACCAGCACCGGCGGGGUCAGUAUGUCACUCCUCGGGUUUUGCAACAGUGCCUCAACUACCUCAACCAGAGCCUUUUACACUCACUGACCUGGAAACAGAUGAAGCCACAUAUGCAGACUAUAUGCCAAGAGGUCAUCUUCCCUCUGAUGUGCUACAGAGACGAAGAUGAGAGGCUGUGGCAGGAAGACCCGUAUGAGUAUAUCCGGAUGAAGUUUAACCUCUACGAUGACCAUUCCCUGCCUGCAGCCGCCGCACAGAGCCUCCUCUGUAAAGCUGCCUGCAAGAGGAAAGAGGUUCUCCCUCAGAUGAUGGAGUUCUGCCACAAGAGCCUGGUAGACCCCUCUGCUGACCCCUGCAGUAAGGACGGGGCACUGCACUGUAUCGGCGCGCUUGCUGAGCUCCUACUGAAGAAGAGGAUAUACAGGGAGCAGAUGGAGCUGAUGCUGCAAAACUACGUUUUCCCACUGCUCAACUCUCCAAUGGGUUACCUCCGAGCCAGGUCAUGCUGGGUGCUGCACUGCUUCAGCCCUCUGCGCUUCCACGACGAGCUGGUGCUUCGCAACGCUGUGGAGCUGGUCAGGCAGGACCUGAUAGACGACAAAGAGAUGCCCGUCAAGGUGGAGGCGGCCAUUGCUUUGCAGGCGCUUGUCAGCAACCAGGAGCAAGCCAAGCUGUACAUCCGGCCGUACAUUCGCCAGGUGAUGCAGGAGCUGCUGCACGUGGUCAGAGAGACGGAGAAUGACGACCUGACCAACGUCAUUCAGAAGAUGAUUUGCGAAUACAAUCAGGAGAUGGCCGCCAUAGCCGUGGACAUGACACAGAACCUGGCGGAGAUCUUCACCAGGGUCCUGCAGAGUGAAGAGUAUGAGGAGAACGAGGACAAGACUGUCAUGGCUCUGGGCAUCCUCAGCACGAUAGACACCAUCCUUACCGUCAUGGAGGACCACAAAGAGAUCACUCAGCAGCUGGAGGGGAUCUGUUUGCAGGUGAUCGGCCUGGUGCUGCAGAAGCCCAUCAUAGGUAUGGCAGAGUUCUACGAGGAGAUCCUGUCUUUGGCCUUCGGCCUCACCUGUCAGACCAUCUCUCCCCAGAUGUGGCAGCUCCUCGGGGUCCUGUAUGAGGUCUUCCAGCACGACUGCUUCGACUACUUCACAGACAUGAUGCCUCUUCUGCACAACUAUGUCACCGUGGACACAGACAUGCUUCUGUCCAACCCGAAGCACUUGGAGGUCAUCUACAGCAUGUGCAAAAAGGUGCUGACUGUAGAUGCCGGGGAUGACGCGGAGUGCCACGCUGCCAAACUCCUGGAGGUGAUCAUCCUGCAGUGCAGAGGCAGAGGCAUCGAGCAGUGCAUCCCCCUGUUCGUGGAGGCGGUGCUGGAGCGCUUGAUGCGGGGGGUGAAGUCCAGCGAGCUGAGGACCAUGUGUCUGCAGGUGGUCAUCGCCGCGCUCUACUACAACCCCGCCCUGCUCAUUCAGACGCUGGACAACAUGCAUUUCGCGCACAGCCCACAGCCCAUCACAGCCCACUUCAUCAACCAGUGGAUAAACGACACCGAGUUCUUCCUGGGGCUCCACGACCGUAAAAUGUGCAUCAUCGGCCUGAGCGUUCUGAUGGAGCUCCCCAGCCGACCGGCAGCGCUGGAAAGAGUGGCCGCUCAGAUCAUCCCGUCCGUCCUGCUCCUCUUCCUGGGCCUCAAACACCUGUACGCGUCCCGUCUCGUCAACAAGCCGGACCUGCUGGCGCGGGCAGGGGUUCAGGACGAAGACCAAAACGAAGAGAUCCCCAGCGAUGAAGACGACGUGAGCGAGAGCCAAAACGCCACGCAUCAGCAGUCCAGCCUGACGGCGGGCCAGGGAGGCGACGACGACGACGACGAGGAUGACGACGACUAUUGGGACGAAGAUGCCUUUGAGGGAACGCCCCUCGAGGAGUACAGCACGCCUCUGGACUACGACAACGGAGAGGACGAAUAUCAGUUCUUCACCUCCACCCUGCUGAGGAUUCAGAACAGCAAUACUGCCUGGUACCAGUGUUUGACUGCUCCACUCAGUGACGACCAGAAAAAACAACUCCAGGACAUCUACAGCAUCUCACAGCAGAGGAGGAGCACCGGUGCCAAGGGCCACUGAGCACAGGAGACUGACGUCCUGCUGUAUCAAAGGGCCGGGUCCGAAAACGAGGGGCCGACCUGACCCGAUCUUCGGUUUGCGUUCAGUCCGCUGUCUGAGACCAGAUCGGACGGUAUCAGGCGAGAGGGAUUCCACCAGACCCCAGCUGGGAUCAGGCUGGACUUGGACCGAGUUUGGACCUGACGCGCUGCUGUAAUCGUUCUCAUACCACAGGAUUCGCUGCUCUAACUGUAUAUGUGCGUGAGGACACCCAUAAAUCUAAAUGUCGUGA
Messenger RNA from Fundulus heteroclitus (mummichog), 3454 nucleotides. It is a transcript of the gene ipo8, whose product is annotated as importin 8. Gene Ontology annotation, cellular component: cytosol; nuclear envelope. Gene Ontology annotation, biological process: protein import into nucleus. The transcript is spliced from 25 exons. Gene Ontology annotation, molecular function: small GTPase binding. The record is from RefSeq and is a predicted model, not a curated record. NCBI's taxonomy places the organism in Eukaryota, Metazoa, Chordata, Actinopteri, Cyprinodontiformes, Fundulidae. Bases 124 to 3183 code for a protein of 1019 amino acids.